CCACAUAGUUCCAUAUACCAUCAGGCUUAUCAAUCCACAAACAUCCAAGCCGUCACAUCAGACCAUCGUGACCUCUGACUCUUGUCAACUCACUAUGUGCGACUGGGAAGAAUUCAGAUUCGAGUGCAACCACUCGGUUGUCAAACUCAAGUCGUAUUGCCAUUUCGCACGCAACGACCCCAACCACCAAUGCCUCGGCGUCAAGGUCCUCCGAAAGUCCUGGAAGCAGGACUUUCAGCUAUGCGACGACUGCACGGCACAGGGUUAUUACUUCCAGCCCCCGCAAUAUCACAACCAGCAGCGGAUCCGACAUCGCCGUUGACUGACAGCGGCACUUUCAGGGCGAGCGAACUGCCAGGACCAUACACAAGUCGGUAGUUUUAAUUGAUGUUUCGAAUGGGUCAGGGGACGAGGGUUUGUCACGCGGCCGAGCAGUUCCACAACGCUUAGGAUCCGCAUGAAAGCUGCAUC
Pseudomassariella vexata is the source of this 471-nucleotide messenger RNA. RefSeq lists its product as uncharacterized. The coding region runs from base 95 to 322 and encodes 75 amino acids. The transcript is spliced from 2 exons. NCBI's taxonomy places the organism in Eukaryota, Fungi, Ascomycota, Sordariomycetes, Amphisphaeriales, Pseudomassariaceae. The record is from RefSeq and is a predicted model, not a curated record.